GUCAAGUCUUCUGAGUGUGUCCUCGCUGGAGGAUCGUACCACAGCGUGUGUUGCGCUGCUGUGACCUGGACAGACCCCUGGCGCUACUUCACAGAAAGGCGAGGAAGAUGAUGAUGAAGGGGAUCGUGGUCCUGCUGUGCACCGUCCUGACGUGCGUAGCUCAGAAAUGGAACCAGGGAAGCUCACGUUGGGACCCCAAAGCAGAACGUACCAACGCAAAGACCUGUUCCAACCUGACCCAGGUACUGGACAACUGGAAAUACGCCAUUCUAACCCACGUGAAAGACCUGCUGAUCAAUGACCAUGCCUCUGUGCUGCCAGAAUACAGCAGGAUCCAGCCUCUGUCCGAUGCCCUGCGAGACCUCUACAGGCACUUCAACGCUCUCAAAGAUGAGCUGGGGAAGCUCACGUCCAAGUUGGACAGCGUGGAGGGUUUUGUGGACGACCUGAAGAACGGCAGGCUGUCUGUGGCUCAGCGGCCCGUACAGAGGCUUCCCCCCUCCCUCGGUUUGAGGUCUCCACUGAGAGCUCAGAUGAGGUCACCUGACAAGGGGACAAUCAAGGGGUCAAAGGUGAGCAGAGCCAGGAGAAGAGGACCACAGAGACUGAAGACCCAUCAGAACUGAUGCAUCAACCAAGGGUUACUGUGGUUAUUUUAACAUGAUUAGUUUGUAUAGUUUUAUUGAGAAGUGAAAUGUGAGAAUAGGUCACAAGCUAGUAAAUGGUCUAGAAAAGACACAUUUCAAAAGUCCAAACAAUUUUUUCACCAUUGCCUAAAUAGACACAUUUAACCACAAGGAGGCAGCUUAAAUCAAUUUAUUGGCACUUUUAUCACACUGCUCUGUGUUUAAAUAAUAGCAGGACAUCAUAAUGGCUGUAUAGUCUACAUAAAAGAUUUCAUACAAUAUUUAUACAUUGUAUAACAGACAGUUUUUAUCUUAGUUAUUUACCCAAAUUAUUAUUUUGGUUAAAUACCUUAAUUAUAAAUUUAACGUAUUAUUUGUGACAGUAAAAUUGACUCAAUACAACGAGCACUGAUA
Molecule: messenger RNA, 1040 nt
Organism: Pungitius pungitius (ninespine stickleback)
Lineage: Eukaryota; Metazoa; Chordata; Actinopteri; Perciformes; Gasterosteidae
Exons: 4
Coding region: 108-626 (172 amino acids)
Source: RefSeq, a predicted model, not a curated record